AGAGUUAUGGGAAGAUUGCGGGCAUAAGUUAGAGCACAGGUCUCUCAUGUUGCAGUAGCUAGUCUUUCUUUCCCUCUGUAUUUCGUCCACUUUUUUGCUCUCCAAUCUCUAGCUUUCUUGGAUAUGACUUUGGAGAAUAUGGAAAACGUGGAGGUGUUUGAUGCUGGGGAGAAGGGAAGAGGCCUGAAGACCACCAAGGAGCUGUGGGCAGGGGAUAUAGUGUUUGCUGAGGCCAGCUUUGCUGCAGUGGUGUUCGACAGUCUGUAUCACCAGGUUUGCCACAACUGUUUCCGUCAUCAGACCAACCUGCACCGCUGCGCUCAGUGUAAGUUUGCCCACUACUGUGACCGCACCUGCCAGACAGCAUGCUGGGAGGAGCACAAGCAGGAAUGUGCUGCCAUCAAGAAGAUAGGGAAGGCACCCAAUGAGAACAUCCGUCUUGCAGCCCGCAUGCUGUGGCGCAUGAAGAAGCACACAGGUAUUGUGUCAGAUGGCCAGCUGACCUCCGUGGAUCAGCUGGAGGACCAUGUGGCCGACUUACCCGUCGACGACCUCAAGGAGCUCAAGAUUGACGUGCACAACUUUCUGGACUACUGGCCGCACAACAGCAAGCAGUACACUGCUGAGUACAUUGCACACAUCUUUGGCAUUAUCAACUGUAAUGGUUUUACUCUGAGUGACCAGAGGGGUCUUCAGGCAGUGGGAGUAGGUCUAUUCCCCAACCUGUGUCUGGUUAACCACGACUGCUGGCCUAACUGCACCGUCAUCCUCAACCACGGCAAUCAGUCAGCUCUGAACUCGACCUUCCACUCUAUGAGGAGGAUUGAGCUGCGUGCGUUGGGUAAGAUUGCUGAGGGUGAGGAGCUGACAGUGAGCUACGUGGACUUCCUCCAGUUGUCUGCCGACCGCCAGCACAUUCUGAAGCAGCAGUACCACUUUGACUGCACCUGCCAGCACUGCACCGGACACAUCAAGGAUGACCUGAUGAUGGCGGCCAAGGAGACGGAAGAGAAAAAGCCCUCUGCUGAAAAAGUAAAGGAGGUGACUGACUUCAGUAAAGAGUGUCUUGUUAAGAUUGAGAUGGCUCGAACCAACGGUGACUACCAUGAGGUUGUGAAGCUGUGUCGUGAGUGUUUGGAGAAGCAGGUGAAUGUGCUAGCUGACACACACCUCUUCCACCUACGUAUGCUAAGCACAGCCAGUGAGGUUCUCUCCUACCUGCAGUAUUUCACUGAGGCAGCAGACUUUGCCCGCAGGAUGGUGGAGGGAUACAUGAAGUUAUACCAUCCCAACAAUGCCCACCUGGGCAUGGCCACCAUGCGGGCUGGGGUGACCCACUGGCAUGCAGGGCUCAUCGAGGUGGGCCAUGGCAUGAUCUGCAAGGCUUAUGCUAUCCUCAUGGUGACCCAUGGGCCCAGCCACCCCAUCACCAAAGACCUGGAGUCUAUGCGUAGACAGACGGAGAUGGAGCUGAGGAUGUUCAAGCAGAAUGAGUAUAUGUACCAGACCAUGAGAGAUGCGGCGCUGAAGAACAAACCAAUGGGCAUGAUGGCUGAGCAGUCAGCCGCUGACGAAAAGAUCAAGGACCUCUUCCGAAAGCAAUGAGCUCCUCUAGAUUCUUACUGUCCUCUGAAACAACAACUUAAAUAAAGCCAGGUCUCAUAGUUCAGGCCUACCUUGUUUCCCUUCCUGCAACAGCAACAUAAAAUUGUUGGUUCUAAAGCAGUUUUCGCCUUUAAAUCCAAAAAGCUAGCCUACACCCAAUGAUGUGUAUUGUCCAUGUCUUGAAGGCUAGACUACACACAAUUAUAUGUGUUGGCCAUGAUGUGGAGCUCAAAAUCCAGAGUACUUUUUGGUACUAUACUUGGACUGCUGAAUUUGUGACUAAAUCAACUCACCAAUUAAAUAUUUAAUGGGAAACUAUACAA
Osmerus eperlanus (European smelt) is the source of this 1928-nucleotide messenger RNA. RefSeq names its product histone-lysine N-methyltransferase Smyd1-like. Gene Ontology annotation, cellular component: nucleus. The transcript is spliced from 10 exons. Lineage: Eukaryota; Metazoa; Chordata; Actinopteri; Osmeriformes; Osmeridae. The record is from RefSeq and is a predicted model, not a curated record. Gene Ontology annotation, molecular function: histone H3K4 methyltransferase activity; protein binding. The coding region runs from base 124 to 1605 and encodes 493 amino acids.